AGCACCAGCCAAAAAAAAAACCAAACUUUUUCAUCUCUCAUAGCGGCAAUGGAGGGUUCCUCUUCCUCCUCCUCCGAAUCCGAGCUCCCAUUCCCUGUUUUCUCAAACCCUAAUCCUGAUUCUGACUUCUACUCUUCAUCCUCCUCGUCUAAGAAGAAGAAGAAGAAGAAGAGGGCGCAAAAGCAGCGAUCUUUUGGUCCGGCGAUGUUGGAGAAUGAUGAGUGGCGGUGGAAGCGUGGGGGUGAGGUGAUGCUGGAGGGGUAUGUGGAAGCGGCGGAGGGAGGACGGGAUGGAGGAUUGGUGGGUGGGGAUGGCGCUGUGGGGAGGACUAAGAGCUUGACGGAUGAGGAUCUUGAGGAACUGAAGGGGUGUUUGGAUCUAGGGUUUGGAUUUAACUAUGAGGAGAUCCCGGAACUUUGCUCGACUUUGCCUGCGCUUGAGCUUUGUUACUCUAUGAGUCAGAGGUUUCUGGAUGAGCAGCAGCAGCAGCAGCAGCAGCAGGGGAAGCAGGGGAAGUCGGUGGAGGCGUCCGGCGAGGCUGCGGAGUCCUCGGCGCCGCAUACGGUGGCGCAUACGACUCCAAUUGCUAAUUGGAAGAUCUCCAGCCCUGGUGACAAUCCUGACGAUGUUAAAGCGAGGCUGAAAUACUGGGCUCAAGCCGUGGCGUGCACGGUUAAAUUAUGCAACUGAUGGGCUUUCGCAGAGCAUGUCCCCGGCUAAAUUUAGCGACUCUUUCUCGAAGAUUGACAACCGGAAUAUCGACUUCUUGGACUGAAUUUUCAUCUACUAUGACCAGCUAUCAGUUUACUGAAAAACUUUUCUCUAGAAUCCAGAAAAUAACAGUAGAAGUAUCAGAGACUGCAGAAAUACAAGGACAUGCUCUCUUCAACUGAUGAUAAGAUGCCCCUGACAUAAAAAACCAUAUAUAUAGAUAUAUAAACAAUAAUCCAUAUGUUAUAUUUGGUAUAUGAUGCUGAGUUAAUGUUUUCUUUAUAUGUUGUAGUGACUAAUGCUCAUAAAUAAAUGUCCUUUUUGUUUA
Dioscorea cayenensis subsp. rotundata (Guinea yam) is the source of this 1039-nucleotide messenger RNA. RefSeq lists its product as uncharacterized. NCBI's taxonomy places the organism in Eukaryota, Viridiplantae, Streptophyta, Magnoliopsida, Dioscoreales, Dioscoreaceae. The record is from RefSeq and is a predicted model, not a curated record. Bases 49 to 690 code for a protein of 213 amino acids. The transcript has 2 exons.